Exophiala mesophila is the source of this 3102-nucleotide messenger RNA. RefSeq lists its product as uncharacterized. The transcript has 2 exons. The record is from RefSeq and is a predicted model, not a curated record. Lineage: Eukaryota; Fungi; Ascomycota; Eurotiomycetes; Chaetothyriales; Herpotrichiellaceae. Gene Ontology annotation, molecular function: ubiquitin protein ligase binding. Bases 184 to 2874 code for a protein of 896 amino acids. Gene Ontology annotation, cellular component: Cul4-RING E3 ubiquitin ligase complex. Gene Ontology annotation, biological process: ubiquitin-dependent protein catabolic process; protein ubiquitination; DNA damage response.
CUCUGUUCCAAACUCCGCAUUCGCCGACGCUAAUGUCAUGCCGGAUCGAUAGGCCACCAUCCUACUGCUAGACUGUCAUAGUUCGGCUCCAUCAUCACUUGCUCUUGUGGAUUUACUUCCUGGUCAUACUCCGUACAGCAUUGACCCCUCCAGCCGCCUCUCGUCUUCACCGCCAACCUUUAGAUGACUAGGGCACGCAAAGCAAAAGCCGUAGACCGAGGGACACCAUCGAAAUUGUCUGCCAAACGAAAGACCUCUGAAGAUAACACGACUUCCGCCACCUCGCCCAAGAGGCCACGAACUUCCAUCCCAGACUUAUUUUCAUCCAAACAGAACAACGGUUCGGAUGUGCCAUCUCGAACGGUAGGAGGAGUGGGAAAGAGGUCAGCGUCACUGGCCAAGAUGGAAACGUCAAUCGCUCAGUCACCUAAAUCCUCCUUCGCCAACAUGUAUUCCUUCUCCUCCAAGACCCCUUCCAACGCCGUCGUCGACCUGACAUCCUCUCCGGAUUCGACCAAGAGGAAACUCUCCUUUGCAACCCCACGACCUUCCACAUUCAAUCCCAACCAAGGUCCGAAGAAGUUGAUUGUCAAGAACCUCAGGACUGUUCCUAGAAUUGAUCCUCAGCAAUACUUCGAUAGUACGUGGGCAAAAGAGGACAAGGCUCUCAAUGCCAUCUUUGCCGGUAGUAUGGAUUCCUAUUCCCUUGAGGAACUCUACAAGGGCUCGGAAAACAUAUGUCGGCAGGGCAAGGCUGCGGAGUUGUACAAGAAAUUGAAGAACAAGUUGGAGAGUCACUUGACCGAUAAUGUACAAGAUGGAAUCCGUCGUGAUGCAGCCGCUUCUUCCGACGUCGAGGUCCUGCGAUCGUUUCUUGAUUCAUGGUCGACCUGGCAAAAGCAGAUGCUUACUGUACGCCAAAUAUUCUAUUACCUCGACCAAACAUACCUUUUACGAUCACAGGAGAAUCCUGGCAUCAUUGAGACCGGGUUGAUUGGAUUCCGUUCGGCUGUCUUUGAAGACAGGACCAUUCAACCCAAAGUUCUGGCUGGCAUCCUAGCUCUCUUCGCCUCUGAUCGAAAAGGCCUUCUCACCAGCCAAGACUUCACACUCCUCGGUCAAGCUAUAGAUAUGCUCCAUCAAUUGAGCAUAUAUACUAGCCACUUUGAGCCAUUAUUUCGUCAGGCAACUGAAGAGUAUCUGAAGCAGUGGCUAGUGGAAGAGUCGCACAAGGACGAUCUGGGACAGUAUGUUAAUGCUUGUUCGGAACUGCUCGUACGAGAAACCUCAAGAUGUGAACAGUUGAACCUCGACCGAAGCACUCAAACCCAAAUCACUGAGCUUUUCGAUCAGAUUCUGGUUGAAGACCAAACUGAUACACUGAGUGAUGACGAUAGCCUUCAAGACCUGCUAGAGGAGAACAAAUUCGACGAAUUGAAGCGAGUGUACACUCUUUUGCAGCGCAAGGGAUAUGGAGAUCGAAUCGGACCUAGCUUCUACAAGUAUGUUGAGACAGAGGGGAGUCUGAUCGUCUUCGACGAGAAGAAAGAGAACGAGAUGAUUGUCAGGCUGCUUGAAUUCAAACGACGGCUCGACAAAUACCUCAAUUAUUCCUUCAACGGCAACGAGAAGGUUGGCAAUGGCCUUCACAAGUCAUUUGAGUUGUUCAUGAACAAGACCAAGAAGACGCAAUCGAACUGGGACACGGACAAUUCCAAACCUGGCGAAAUGAUUGCGAAGCAUGUUGAUCUCCUGCUCAAAGGUGGUGUGAAGGCGGUGCCCCAACUACAAUCGUUGAAGCUCAACACAGCGAAACCCGACGACGAACAUGAUUUUGACGAUGGUCCGGCAGAUGAAGACGCCGAGAUCAAUCAACAUCUCUCUGACGCCCUUGACCUGUUUAGAUUCAUCCACGGAAAGGCCGUCUUUGAAGCAUUCUACAAGAAGGAUCUUGCUCGUCGUCUCCUCAUGGGCCGCAGCUCCUCAUUUGACGCAGAAAGGAACAUGCUGACGCGUCUCAAGAAUGAAUGUGGUGCUUCUUUCACACACAACCUAGAGUCCAUGUUCAAAGACAUGAACCUAGCACGGGAAGACAUGAUGUCAUACAAUCAACUCCUGGAUGAUCGAGGCACGAAAUCCGAUGGUCCAGAUCUAAACGUCAAUGUCCUCUCCGCCGCUGCAUGGCCCACAUAUCCUGACGUGGCUGUAAACAUACCCAAGCCAAUUGCCAAAGUGAUGGACGAUUUCGAAACUCACUACAAAGCCAAGCACAGCGGUCGGAAGUUAGUGUGGAAACACAGUCUCGCACAUUGUCAGCUUCGAGCGAAAUUCCCCAAGGGCAAUAAAGAGCUAGUUGUUUCAGGCUUCCAAGCCAUCGUCCUCCUUCUCUUCAACGACAUACCCGCGGACAAGGCGUUGACAUAUACAGAGAUCAAAGAUGCAUCUGGCUUAGUCGACGCAGAACUCAAACGCACUUUACAGUCUCUGGCAUGUGCGAAAUAUCAGGUUCUUAAGAAGCACCCCAAGGGACGUGACGUGAAUGCCACCGACACAUUUACGUUCUCCACUGGCUUCCAGGAUCCCAAGAUGCGCAUCAAGAUCAACCAAAUCCAGCUGAAGGAGACCAAGGAAGAAAAUAAAGAGACACAUCAACGUGUCGCAGCCGAUCGACACUACGAAACACAAGCGGCGAUUGUUCGAAUCAUGAAGAGUAAGAAGAAAAUUGGUCAUAAUGAAUUAAUCGUCGAAGUCAUCAAGGCGACUAUGAGUCGAGGUGUCUUGGAUCAGACGGAUAUCAAGAGGAAUAUUGAAAAGCUGAUUGAAAAGGACUACAUGGAACGUGAAGAAGGCAACACGUAUGCAUAUGUUGCUUAAAGUGUCUGGCGGUCACGCGAACGAAGCUUUCGGUUUGAGUAUGAAAGCAACGAACAAAGACAAGAUUUGUGUUCGAGGCAUGUACGAGCGAGAAUUCCCACGACUAGGAUAUACACAGCGCGAGCGAGCGCGGUAGACUGGGGAACUGGUCGUUUGAAGAGUGCUUGAUUAGAACCAGUCAAGACAAUGGAACAACGUGAAACAACUACGUAGAGACGACGAGACGUG